UCAUGACCAGAAGGUUUAAAAUACAUUUUAGGAGGGCAGAGUCUGAAAUGUACUUGUUAGAUUGGGACAGAAGCUGUGCAUAAGUCUAAGUUCUGAUUGCCUGGUUGCAUUUGUGUUUUACUGCAAAGUAUCCUGUUGAUGACCCGGGAACAUGAAGAACUUGAAAUAAAAAAGAAAAGAAAAGGCAAAUUGGCAGUCAGCUCAUGAGAGAGAAGGUGAUGGGACACAUGGGAAAGAAGAAUAUUUCUUGAAGUAUGUAAGGGAUGGUCUAUGAGAAGGAAUGCUGUCUUCAUGCACUUUGCCUACACAACACAAAGAUGUGCUCUCGCCGAUCUUGCCACGACCAUGGAUCCUCAUCCCACGGAUGCCACGGACAUGAAUCAUCCUGCCAUGGCUCCAGCUCAUCCAUUAACUGCGUCAUUGAGAAACCUGUGCCCAUCUGUCCCAUGCCACAGUGCUGCCCACCUGUGCAGCAAUGCUGCCCACCUGUGCAGAAAUGUUGCCCACCCGUGCAGUGCUGUCAGCAGAGCCAACAGUGCUGCAGUCCCGUGCAGCCCUGCUGCCCCCCUGUGCAGCAAUGCUGCCCACCCAUGCAAAAGUGCU
Molecule: messenger RNA, 603 nt
Organism: Alligator sinensis (Chinese alligator)
Lineage: Eukaryota; Metazoa; Chordata; Crocodylia; Alligatoridae
Product: putative small proline-rich protein 5
Exons: 3
Source: RefSeq, a predicted model, not a curated record